CUCUCUCUCUCACACUCACACACACACACACACACACACACACACACAAGAAAUAGCUCUAGCAUCGAUUCAUCGAUCAAAUUCUAGGGUUAACUGGAAUAUUUUCAUGCUCCUGAUUCCUAUUCUUGAGUUGAUAAUUCGUUGUUAAUAUUUUUUUCUCCAAUUAGAUUAAAGCAUUUCAUUUAUAGCAGAGAAGAUGGGGAGUCCGGAGAAGAACCAAAGCGAUGGAGGUUUCUUCUCAACCAUGACGUCAAUGUUCAGCAACGCCAUGCAUAGAUCUGUCAGUGGAUUGCUUGGUUACGAAGGUGUUGAAGUUAUAAAUCCAGAAGGAGGUAAAGAAGAUGCUGUAGAGGAAGCCCAGAGAGGAAGAUGGAAGCAGGAGGAUCGAGACAGCUACUGGAAGAUAAUGCAAAAAUAUAUUGGUUCUGAUGUUACAUCCAUGGUGACACUUCCUGUUCUCAUAUUUGAGCCAAUGACAAUGGUUCAAAAAGUGGCGGAGUUAAUGGAAUAUUCUCACCUUUUAGAUCAAGCAGAUGAAUGCGAGGACCCAUACUUGCGGUUGGUGUAUGCAUCAUCAUGGGCAAUAUCUGUUUACCAUGCAUUCCAACGUACCUGGAAGCCUUUCAAUCCAAUUCUUGGAGAGACUUAUGAAAUGUUUAACCAUGGUGGGAUUACAUUAGUUGUGGAACAGGUGAGCCAUCAUCCUCCUAUGAGUGCCGGACAUGCUGAAAAUGAGCAUUUUACUUAUGAUGUGACUUCUAAGUUGAAAACGAAAUUCUUAGGGAACUCUCUUGACAUCUAUCCUGUUGGAAGGACUCGCGUGACUCUUAAAAGCGAUGGUGUUGUCCUGGAUUUGGUUCCACCUCUUACUAAGGUUAAUAAUUUGAUUUUUGGACGAACUUGGGUGGAUUCACCAGGAGAAAUGGUCCUGACAAAUUUAACUACUGGAGAUAAAGUUGUUCUCUAUUUUCAACCUUGCGGUUGGUUUGGAGCUAAUAGAUAUGAGGUAGAUGGAUAUGUCUAUAAUGCUCAAGAGGAACCCAAAAUAUUGAUGACUGGAAAAUGGAAUGAGUCAAUGAGCUAUCAACUGUGUGAUUUGGAAGGGGAACCUCUCGCUGGCACAGAACUGAAAGAGGUUUGGCAUCUUGCAGAAACUCCAGAAAAUGACAAAUUCCAGUAUACUUACUUUGCACAUAAAAUAAAUAGUUUUGACACUGCUCCAAAGAAGUUGUUAGCAUCGGAUUCUCGGCUGCGUCCUGAUAGAUUGGCACUAGAGAAAGGUGAACUCUCCAAAGCUGGUGCUGAAAAAAGCAGUUUGGAGGAGAGGCAGAGAGCUGAAAAGAGAAAUCGAGAAGAAAAGGGCGAUCAGUUUACACCAAAGUGGUUUGAUAUAACUGAUGAAAUUACACCAACACCAUGGGGAGAUUUGGAAGUAUUCCGUUAUAAUGGGAAGUACACUGACCAUCGAACUGCUAUUGAUUCAUCAGACGCCAUUGCCAUUGAUUUAAAGGACGUCCAGUCUAUGGAAUUUAAUCCAUGGCAGUAUGGCAACUUAUCUUAGGAAUGAGAGCAUCCUAAAUUUGUUGGAAAUUGCUUUUUGUACAGCGCUAUAUGUGUAUAGCACUGUCACAAACGUGGGGCCCCGGGAAUAUCUUAAUUGGGGGUCUCACCUCUUGUAUGUGAAAGGACUGUCAAUCAUAUUGUCAAAAUUGUUGUGCUUGUAGUAAGACUCAAAUUUGUUCGGUUGAUGGACGAGUUUUCGGUGUGUGCAUUGUAUAUUUAUCGAAAUUUUGCUUAAUAGUUUAUAUUAGCUUGCACUUUCUACUUUAUAAAUUUAUUGUCUUAAUUGCAACUUUUAGCGUAAA
Olea europaea var. sylvestris is the source of this 1865-nucleotide messenger RNA. Its product is annotated as oxysterol-binding protein-related protein 3C. Bases 197 to 1561 code for a protein of 454 amino acids. Gene Ontology annotation, molecular function: sterol binding. Gene Ontology annotation, cellular component: cytosol; intracellular membrane-bounded organelle; membrane. The record is from RefSeq and is a predicted model, not a curated record. Lineage: Eukaryota; Viridiplantae; Streptophyta; Magnoliopsida; Lamiales; Oleaceae. The transcript has 10 exons.